This is a messenger RNA of Raphanus sativus (radish), 767 nucleotides long. RefSeq lists its product as uncharacterized. The record is from RefSeq and is a predicted model, not a curated record. Lineage: Eukaryota; Viridiplantae; Streptophyta; Magnoliopsida; Brassicales; Brassicaceae. The transcript is spliced from 2 exons. Bases 56 to 655 code for a protein of 199 amino acids.
UUCAUCGCCAGAAACGAAACAAUCAUCAUCAGAGAGAGUUGUUCAAUCAGUUUGAAUGGCGAGUUACAAGCUUCUCCUUCUGUCCUUCGUUCUUCUCUUCCUCGUUCACCAUGUGCUUAGCGACGACGACAUUGAUGAAGAAGACGUUCUUUUCAUAGGCAUCAACAGCUACAGAACGUCACAGAAUCUCAAAGCUUUAAACAACAACGAGAACGCAGAGUGUCUAGCCGACGAAAUCGCUGAUCAACUCAAGUACAAGCCAUGCACCAACGACACUGGCUCAGCCGCAGUACCUGGAACCGAGCCACAGUUCGCAGACUACCCUAAUCUUCUUGCUAAAUGCCACUUAAGCGUCUCUGACACAAGGGACGGCUUGAUCAUGCCUGCAUGUGUUCCUUUCUUAGAGUCGAGCUUAAGCCUCGUCCUCACAAACUACACCAAGUCAAAAUACUCGUCGAGUUUGAAUGAUUCUAAGUUUACAGGGAUGGGUAUUGGUAAAGAAGAUGAUUGGAUCGUUGUGGUUCUCACUACCAACACACCGCAAGGAAGCUUCUCUGCAGCUACUAAAGUGGAUUCUAGUGGCUUUACCUUUGCUAUUGGCUUCUUUAACUAUGUGCUUGUUUUCAUCUUCUCAUUUUGUUUCUUCCUUUGCUGAAAAUAUCUAUCACAUGUUUUCAACUCUUCCUACUAUUGUAUAUCAUAUCAAAAUCAUAUCUGCUUGUGAUAUUCACUAUUUUUCUUUACAUAAACCAAAUAUAUUGUGAAAG